Spodoptera exigua (beet armyworm) is the source of this 2672-nucleotide messenger RNA. NCBI's taxonomy places the organism in Eukaryota, Metazoa, Arthropoda, Insecta, Lepidoptera, Noctuidae. The record is from the annotation of a GenBank genome assembly.
GCAACUUGCUGUUUAAAGUUGGUCUCGUAAUUCGUGUAUGAUUUUUACGUUUAUUUUUUUAAUUUCUGAGUGAAAUUUUAAAAUGUAUACUGUUUCUAAGGGACCCAGCAAAAUUGUAGCCAAAACUCGAAGAGGCCUCUCACAGAACUUAGAAAGAUUGGACAGCCGUAAAGAUCACAAUAGGAAGUCAUCAGAGUCUGAUAAUGGAGAAAUCAUCAAUAUGCCUAAGCCUAUAUUUCAUUCCAAUGGUAAAAAGACAAUACACCAAAGAAUACAGCACCAUGUGAUUACGCCGCAACAUGAGGAAAUUAUCAGAUUUAUCAGUGAAACUUGGACACAGACAGCUUAUGGAGAAAGUGAGCCAACAACUCCGACAAGUACAAAUGAAUCCGGCAGCUCAUCACCAGCACCUCCAUCCAACCUGUAUUACCAGGAUGACGCCCCCAGCCCAGUCCUCCGAGACUUCAAACCCUUUGACUUGGAGACUUGGUGGGGCAAGCGACUCUUCCAGAACAUCACCAACUCGCUCUGAGGUAGCAAUGUUUAAUAAGAAGAUGAUGAAACAAAAAAGUUGGCGGUAGCAUAAGUCACAAUCAUCUGUAGUUUACUAAAUUUUUGUUUAAACCAGAAUUUAUUUACAAUGGAAACAGCCAUUUUGCUGUUUGCUUAAUUAAGAAACAUGGAUUUAAUUUUGUGGAGCGAAUUAGUCUAUGGCUAUCCUAUUUUUUCUAGUGUUACUUGAUAGAAAAGCAAACCACUCAAAGAAAUAUCAAUCAGAACUGAAUGCAGUUCUCAAUUAAAUGAACUAAGGAUGUUGUUUUUAACUAAGCUAAUUUUAUGUAAUAAUGAAUUUAAUUAUGUGACAUGCUUUUGAAUACUAUCACUACAAUUAUUGUAGUGAAUAAACAAUUUUAUCUUAUCAAACAGAUAAUGACGUGAAUUUAUAAAAAAAGUUAAGUAAUCUACAGUUGAUUGUGGAUCUCAGUAGUUAUGUCAUAUCAUAAGUAAAAUUUUCCAAAAGCUCAAAUUCUUUUGCAUUGUUAUUGUGAACCAAUAUUCUUUAAGAUUGUUAUGUUGUGUGAAUGUUAUAUAGUUUUUGAUUGAUGAUAAUGAAUUAUAUCGAAUUCGAAUCGACCGUUUACCAAAGAAUACCUUUACUGUCAGUUGUACCAGAGAGGAAACAUAAUAUUUUUGCCAAAUGUACCUACAUUAUGAGCCAAAUUUAUUUACUGUGACUUUAUUAAGUAGCAUUGUUCUACCGUGUCUAUAUCACAAAUAAUGUUACAAAAUGUGACAUUACUUUUUUGCAGCUAUUUUACAAAGUUAUACAUUUAUUAAUGCCUUUUUGCAAUAAUUGCGUAUUGCAACCUAUACUUUGAAGUGCCUAAUUACAGCAAUAGUAUAAACAGUAUUAUACAUUGUUAUAUGACAGAAAGAAUAUUGUUAAAUUGUAAAUAUUUAAAAGUCUUGCAUUACUUAUAAACCAAAUCAUGUACUUGAGUAUUAAUGUCAGACGUGUUCCAUAUUUGUUUCGCGUAACCAUAGAGCUGGAGAGGUCUUUACAGAUGUUUUUUUUUGCUUUGACAGCCUCAUUGGUCUCAAGCGCUAUUUUAUUCUCGUUAAUUUUGUAAUUUGUACAUACACAAGUUAUAGCACUUUGCUAUGCACCUUUAUAGUUUUAUUUCGUUUUUCAUGUUUAUACUGUAAAAUACAAUGAAGUUUUAUUUUACUAAAAGUCAAUUCAUAGGUUUAUUGUAAUCUAAAAUGAACAUGGAAUUAAUAACUUAUGACCUCGAAUUGUAUCAUCACAAAAUUGUAUCGACUCAAGUUUUUGCCUGUUUUAUUAUAACCCAAAGUUCCUGUGGACAUUUAUUCGAUAAGUUACUACUCGAAAGAUUUAUGUGAAAAAUAGUUUUUUAAUGAAAAUGUUACUGUUAUUGUUGUAUAAUGUUAAAUCGAUUGUUUUCAAUGUUUAUUUGUGUUGUAUCAAAGCUUCUGACGCUCGAGGCUGAACAAUGUCUUCCAGAACAAUAUAAUCUAGUCUGGCUAAGUGUUGUUACAUUUUAAAAACAUCUUCAUUAAUAUUAAUUGGAAGCUGGUGUCACCCCAUACUAUUGAAUGCGGGUUUAUCAUUUCAAAGUACAGACACUUUAAUUUGUAACAAAUUGUAGUCAGUUUAAGUAAUGCUGCUACAUACAUUAUAACAAUAUAAUCGUGUUACUCGUUUAGAAUCUUUGGAAUAUUGGUUUUAUUUCCUUUGUACAUAGAAAAUUUAGGAGAAUGUUUGUCAUAGACCUUCAUUUCCGAAUGAAAUAUCUUUACAGUUUUACUUGUUUUGUAUAUUUUAGUGCAGUAAUGUUGAUUAAAAGUUUACUUAAAUAAACUUUAAAAUAUAUUUUAAUCUAUUUGCUGUUGUGAAGAGAAUUUAUUUAUUACUGCAAUUGUGCAAGUACAAAACGAGUUGAAGCGUAAAGGCAAUAUUAACUUAUGCAAUAAGCAAUAAAUGCACAAACCAUAGUUAUAUAUUCUGACCUUUUAGAUGAAAUAUUUGAGUCGUAGUUUUAACGCAGGAGAAUAUUUUUAGACUGAUUUAGUUAUUAAAACGUUAUGCUUUUUGUUGUAGUUGAAUAAACCAUCUGAUUAAUUAUAUACUAUUUUUAUUUAAUAUUCUU